Molecule: messenger RNA, 1896 nt
Organism: Pollicipes pollicipes
Lineage: Eukaryota; Metazoa; Arthropoda; Thecostraca; Pollicipedomorpha; Pollicipedidae
Exons: 2
Coding region: 67-516 (149 amino acids)
Source: RefSeq, a predicted model, not a curated record
GAGCUGGCCGAUCACGGAUCAGUGCCGGUGAGCUGGCCGAUCACGGAUCAGUGCCGUCGAGGCAGCAUGGCGGGUCUGCUCAGCUCACCGCCCGCGCCACCCUCCAACGCCUCAGUGAAUGCGUCAGCCGCCAAGGCCGCCUACUUGCUGGCCGUGCACGAGGUUUCGCACGGCUACGCCGUCGCCUACGUCUGCAUCGUGCUGGUCUGCUACACGAUCGGCAUGUCGGUGCUGCUUACGCGGCACUUUCGCUGGGCGGGCCAGCAGCCGCGGCUGGCCGUGCUCUACCACGCCAUCGUCAGCAGGACGGCCUCAAUCCGCCAGCGACGCGGCGACCAACUGGCGCACACAGCGCCCCAGGUGGUUGUCCACGAACCUCAAGUGUCGUCGGAGCCGCCGAGAGGCGCUAGUGUGGCUGCGCAGCUGAUCGCGCUGGCGCCCGUGCCGCCGCCGUCGCCGUUGGCCGAGCCAAGGAGGACCGCUGCCGUCCCGACCUUUCAGGAGACGGACUUCUGAGCUGGGCGAGGCGCCGGACCAGUCAGUUAUGUAGAGGUCACGGGCACGCACCCACGGCCGACAGGCCCAGCACCGAGCCGACGUCGGGGUGCUUGCAGCAGUGAAUCGACCAGCCGGGUCUUCUACGGUCCUGGCAGGUCGGCUGGUGAACGCCGCCGGAGAGUGCGGUAAAGACGUGAGUGGAGUUUUCAUCGACGACUCAGAUGAGUCGUAAACAAUCAUUUGAGCGUCUGGGUAUUCCCGACAACCUCCAGCCAAGCUGGAGGCGUCGUAUGGUUUAUUUGUGGUGCUGCAGAAGCGUUUUUGUCGUGUAUCGCAGCAUUAUUUGAGCUGGACCGCGGCUCCAGGGACGCUUGUCUGACGGGAGUGCUACGUCCCGUGCCCACUGUUGGCUGUGACGCGCCGUUCUGAUUUGGUGCGAAAGGAGCCCGACAUUUUUAAUCGUGUCGCGUGAUUUGAUCAGCAUUCUUGUGACUCACGAAGGUCGACGACCUGAUGUGUCCAAACUGGCGUCCAACUGUUUAGGUCUUACUGGUACGCUUUGUUUGGAUUCAAAGGAGGCACGGUGGAAGAUGGCUAUCCGGUGAAGGAAUGCACAUCAAUCCGCCAUGGGGCCUUCGAAUGCAAACAGGCUCUGUGUUGAAUGAACAGGCUCUGUGUUGAAUGAACAGUCUAUUAUGAGCUGGGUAUGAUUGCUGAUGCUACAUUUUCCACAAACAUAAAAACAGCGGGUCAAGACUGCAUUACAGUUUGGUAUUUGUUUGAAACUUCCUACGUUAACGAAUCAGACCAUUUCUUUAACGGCGGAUACGGGUUGCGUAGCGCGCUGUUUUCCUGUCUCAAGUGCUUGGUUUUCUCACACCCGUCAGUUUUUAAUUGCUGUGUAGUAUUGGGAAGCAUGCGUACCAAUGACAAGUGACCACUGUCGCACAUGUGCUGGAGUUUGCGUAUUACAUGAAAGGGAAAUGUUGUGCUCUCCCAUGCGGCCACGAUGUGAACAGUGCAUGUUGUACCAAUUUAUAUGUGUACGCAUUUUGUCGAAAACGAUCGUUGUCACGCCGGGACUUGUUUGGCCGGGACUUGUCACGCCGGGACUUGUUUGGCCGGGACUUGUCACGCCGGGACUUGUUUGGCCGGGACUUGUCACGCCGGGACUUGUCGAAGUCGCCGUCUUCUGCCGGCCAGUGGCCUGUUGGUGGAGCUUUGACAUGCAUCUUAGAUCAACUACAUCUACUCUUGUGAAGCGAGAAUCGGCAUCAGGAACUGGCUGCUGUUCCGUGCGGCGUGCUAUUUUGCAGUUAAAGAACAGUCUGGUCCGUUUAACUGUUCAGAACAGAACAGCCACAGAACUGUCGUAUUGCCUAGUAGUCGAGAAAUCUA